AUGCUGGCCGCCUCCUUCCUCCGUCGGAGCCUGCUGCUCUGCUGGCUCGCUGCCCCCCGGGCCGCCGGGCCGGAGCCGCUGUUCCACAGCCGGGACCGCUCGGACCUGGAGCCGCCCCCGCUGCGCCGGGCCCAGCCCAUCGCGGACGUCCUCGCCGCGCAGCGCUUCCUGUCCAAUUACGGCUGGGCCGACGCCCCCCCCGGGCCCGCUCCCGGACCCCCUGCCCCGCCGCGCCGCCCGCUUGCCCCCGGUGCCAACUCCCUGUCCGAGGCCGUGCGCAGUUUCCAUAAUGUCAACGCGCUGCCUGCGAGCGGGCGGCUGGACGCGGCCACGCUGGCGGCCAUGAACAGGCCGCGCUGCGGCGUCCCCGACACGCGGCCGCCGGCGUCCCCGCCGCCCCGGGUGCGGCCCAAGCGCUUCGCGCGGCCGCUACCGCCACGGAGCCCGCGGCCCGAGGACGACGCGCCCCGCGGGGACACCCGGGCCUUCGCCAAGAGGACGCUGACGUGGCGGCUGCUGGGGGAGGGCGCCAGCGGCCAGCUGUCCGUGGACGAGCAGCGGCACAUCCUCAGACUGGCCUUCAGGAUGUGGAGCGAGGUGACGCCGCUGGACUUCCGGGAGGACCUCGCCGCCCCAGGGGCCGCGGUGGACAUAAAACUGGGGUUCGGACGAGGCCGGCACCUGGGCUGUCCCCGGGUUUUUGAUGGCAGCGGGCAGGAGUUUGCACACGCCUGGCGCCUGGGCGACAUCCACUUUGACGAUGAUGAGCACUUCACACCUCCCAGCAGUGAUGCGGGCAUCAGCCUUCUCAAAGUGGCCGUCCAUGAAAUUGGCCACGUACUCGGCCUGCCUCACACGUACAGGACAGGAUCCAUAAUGCGGCCGAAUUAUACUCCCCAGGAGCCUGCGUUUGAGCUGGACUGGUCGGACAGAAAAGCCAUUCAGAAGCUGUACGGUUCGUGUGAAGGGUCGUUUGAUACCGCAUUUGACUGGAUUCGCAAAGAGAGAAACCAAUACGGAGCAGUGAUGAUGAGGUUUAGCACGUAUUUCUUCCGCAACGGCUGGUACUGGCUUUACGAAAAUCGAAACAGCCGGACACGCUACGGGGACCCCAUCCGAAUCCUCAGUGGCUGGCGCGGAAUCCCAACACAAAACAUAGACGCUUUUGUCCACCUCUGGACGUGGAGAAGAGACGAACGCUAUUUCUUUAAAGGAAAUCAGUACUGGAGAUACGACAGCGACAGGGAUCAGGCCUACACGGAGGAUGAACAAGGGAGAAGCUACCCCAGAUUGAUUUCGGAAGGAUUUCCUGGCAUUCCAAGUCCUCUGGACACUGCCUUUUAUGACCGGAGAAAACAGUUAAUUUACUUCUUCAAAGAGUCCCUCGUGUUUGCAUUUGAUGUCAACAGAAAUCAAGUACUUGAUUCUUAUCCAAUGAAGAUUACUGAGGUAUUUCCAGGAAUAGAGCCACAAAACCAUCCUUUCAGAAAUAUAGAUUCAGCCUAUUACUCCUACGCACACAACUCCGUUUUCUUGCUCAAAGGCAAUGCGUACUGGAAAGUGGUUAAUGCCAAGGACAAACAGCACCAGCCUUGGCUUCCUUCAAAUGGCUUAUUUCCAAAGCAGCCCAUCUCAGGGAGGUGGUUUGACAUUUGUGACGUCCAUGCCUCCACCCUCAACAUGUAA
Molecule: messenger RNA, 1686 nt
Organism: Lynx canadensis (Canada lynx)
Lineage: Eukaryota; Metazoa; Chordata; Mammalia; Carnivora; Felidae
Gene: MMP21
Product: matrix metallopeptidase 21
Biological process (GO): proteolysis; collagen catabolic process; extracellular matrix organization
Cellular component (GO): extracellular matrix
Molecular function (GO): metalloendopeptidase activity; zinc ion binding
Source: RefSeq, a predicted model, not a curated record